This is a messenger RNA of Harpegnathos saltator (Jerdon's jumping ant), 7136 nucleotides long. RefSeq names its product wiskott-Aldrich syndrome protein family member 3 SCAR (gene SCAR). NCBI's taxonomy places the organism in Eukaryota, Metazoa, Arthropoda, Insecta, Hymenoptera, Formicidae. Bases 361 to 2148 code for a protein of 595 amino acids. Gene Ontology annotation, cellular component: cytoskeleton; SCAR complex. Gene Ontology annotation, molecular function: Arp2/3 complex binding; actin binding; protein kinase A regulatory subunit binding. The record is from RefSeq and is a predicted model, not a curated record. Gene Ontology annotation, biological process: positive regulation of Arp2/3 complex-mediated actin nucleation; actin cytoskeleton organization. The transcript has 9 exons.
GCCGCCGCCGCUGCUACUGCUGCUGCUGCUGCUGCUGCUGCUGCUGCGUGCCAGUGCAACGCCAUUUUCUGCGUCCGCGGGUGGUGAAGUCGGUUCUCGCGAUCGGUCGAUCAUCGGACGGCCCGUCGCCCCGUGAUCGCGACCCGCGUUCGACGACGUCGUUUCGCCUUGAGAUCGUUGCACCGUUCCCGGCGACUUCGUCGUCCGCUGUUCUCCGCUUCCUUGUGCUGCCCGUGCUCGGCUUCCUCGCCCGGGAUAUGUGCGAACACGCGACCAGCCGUGCGACGGAUACGAUGGUCUCGAGAGAACGGUGAGUGAGCUUUCGCGAGGAGUGAGGCGAAACGAGCAUCCGAGCUGAGGAUGCCACUUCCGAAAAGACUGGUGGAGCCCGUGCACGUAGCACGCGGCACUAUCCCCGAGGACUUCCCGUUGCCGUCGGAGUUGGAGGCGGCCACCAAUGGCACAUUAGCCAACACUAUCAGACAACUAUCCAGCCUGUCUAGGCACGCCGAGGAUCUGUUCGGCGAGCUAGCGAGGGAGGCCCAUGGGCUGAGCGACCGUGCCAAUUCACUGCAAGCUAGGAUAGACCGCUUAGCUGUCAAGGUCACUCAGCUCGACAGUAACGUGGAAGAAGUCUCGUUACAAGACAUACACAUGAGAAAGGCGUUCAAGAGCUCCGUGGUGUUCGACCAACAAGUCGUCUCCAGGGACACGAUGCCGACGGCGAUGCUGGAGACGUAUCACCAAUGCGACACACCGCCGCCGCUGGAUAAGCUGAAUAUUUACAGGGAGGACGGUAAGGACGGCCUGAAGUUCUACACCGACCCGAAUUACUUCUUCGACCUCUGGAGUCAGGAGAUGCUCAAAGACACGGAAAAGAAGCUGCAUGAUCGGGGGAAGAAGAGCGAGUCUGAAUAUGCCGAACCGUUCAGAGAGCCGCACAGGCCUCGGAACGAGGAUGGCGGCGGAGGAGGUGGCAGACACAAGAAGCGCGUGAGACAGCCCCACAACACCAGGGAACGGCAACGGCAAUUGGCCGUCGGCCACGGCGAGUACAUCAUGCCGUCGCAAGGCAUCCAGUACAGAGCGCCGCACAGCGUGCCCGAUGAUGCGCUGCUGGGCAUGGUGAUGACGGAGCCGCGUCCACCGAGGCCCAACAGCAUCGAGCUGCAGCGGAGUUACCCUCCAGAGGGACAGCAUCUCUACAGUCCUCCGUCUUCCGAUCACUACAGGGCGACAAACUACGUGACUCAGGGCUACGACGAGAACCUAUACGGCUCGCACUACGCUCCGGGUCAGGUGCCGGCAGGCAGUGAAACGUAUCAGAGCCCUGGCGGUCAGAGCACGCCGAGUAGAGGUGGCAGGUCGCGGCCGUCGCAACCUCCGCCAGCACCGCCGAGCAACGCUUCCAGCAACUCCACGCCCACAGUGGCCUCCGCCAACAAUACGCCGACAAGGGGAAGAUCGAUGAGUACCGGCAGGGAUACUUUGCCGCCGCCGCCGCCGCCACCUGGAGAAACUAUGUCUCCACCUUCCAUGAACGGCUCCAUACCGUCGCACUUACUGAACAGGAACGGCAGCCGGUCGGACAGUCCUUUACCAAGUCGACGCUCCACGCCAACACCGCCAAACCACGCGGGACAGUUGGGUACGGACGAGAUAGAUCCGGCACCCCAAGAUCUUCCACCGCCACCGCCCACCCCUGACCCCACUCCACCGAGGCCGAUCUCACCUCCGUGCAACAUCCCGCCACCACCGCCGCCUCCGCCGCCACCACCGGUCGCCAACGGGCCCGUUGUGGUGCCGGCGAUGACGAACGGCGACAUUGCGAAGAUGAUCGCGACCAACCCGCCGAAACUGAAGCCCCUGAAGAGCAUCGUGGCGGACGGAAACCUGAGGAAACCCGUCAACCCGAACAUCCCCUUGGUCGACCCUCGGAACGAUCUGCUCAAGGCGAUCCGCGACGGCAUAAAGUUGCGCAAGGUGGAGAAGAUCGAGCAGAAGGAGGUGGAGCGCGUGAACGCUCUCAACGACGUCGCUUCCAUCCUGGCGCGCCGCGUCGCCGUCGAGUUCAGCGACAGCGACUCAGCCUCGGAGAGCGAGUGCGACAGCGAGGGAUGGGGCGAGCAGGAGAGCAAUCUAGCGUGACCCAACUCCCUGCCAUCCGCCGCCACCGCUGCCACUGCCUCCUAGGGAAAAGGCUGACGAUUCUCUCGAUUCUUUCGUGUCUCCGUAGCCGAACUACAACUCGUCGUCUGGGAGGAUCCGCGAGGACGUUCGCGCGCCUCACCUUACAUUAAGCGAGCCCGGAUCCUUCCGGGACUGGAAUCAAGCGAAUCCUCGGUUCACGUUCUCAACGAAGAUCGCUCUUGUCGCGGGGGACACGCGUUGUAAGGAUAUGAUUUUAUAUAGAUUAAUUUAUUAGUCAGUCAUCGAAUGCGCGCAAACAAAGACAGUCCGUUGUUCGAUCCUUCUACAUUCAUACUCCUCGUUACUUUCGUUACUCAACUCAACAACAACGAGAGAAAUCAAAGUGGAAUUGUCGUUUUUCGUUAUCAGCUUGCUCACUUCCCGCUGACUGGAGACUUUAUCCUGUUGAAAGCAAAACGGACAUUUCAGCCCUGAGGAGAAAAGUAAAGGGGAAAAAUACAUUCGAUCUAUGAGAUAUGAUACGUCAUGCGUUGACACGUUGACUGCCAUGGUUGUAAAGUAUAUAUAAUCCAUUGCUUGCAAGAAAUUAAGUAUACGUAGUCAGUAAGAUGCGAAUCAAACGAAUUAGUAGCGAGUAGAGAGAUCGCGCGCUUGUUUACUUUCCAUUUUAUCUUUGGCGACUCAGAUUUUCUAGUUGAGACUUAGUCGAGCAUCGAGGCGGCUGGUGCAAAUCAGCAGCGAAUGGCAGUCAACGUGCGCAGAGGUUCAGCUCCGACGACUUUUCGAGUCCGUCACAGCCACGGGGCUCGUUUAUUCUUAGGUCUCUCUCACCCGUCAGUCAGCCCGCAACAGCGAAUACCGGCCGGCCAAUCAGUCACAGACCGAGGCAAUAGCACACGCGCAGUUUUAGUUUAAUCACUCUCUCUAUCUCCUUGAGACGUUGUCGAGGACGCGCUAAUUGCGGUCAAUUUGAUCGCGACGUAGCCCUCGUUACGGCGAAUCGCGCGACAUAGUUUCAAAAUGCAGCGAACGGGAGCUCGUGAGCUCGCCUAGGCUCGCGCACGCACACGCGAGCUUCACACACACACACACACACACACACACACACACAUAGGUUAUUAACGUAAAAACGUAGGGGGAGAGGGAGGGCUGUCGACGCGGUUGCGACCCCCUCCCCGGGGCCCGCUUGCGCAGGAGGAAGAAGAAGAAUCGGCUUGACAGUGGCUGAACGUCGCGCGUUUACGAAUGCAAAAGAAAGAAAUUACUAUUCUGUAAUGUGUUAAUAAUGAUUUCAUUAGUUCUCCAAACGAACUUGCGCGUCACGUAGGUUCCCCGACCGAGCUUAAUGAUUAUUUGCGUAAAUUUCAGUCGAGUGGAAUCGCACGAAUGUAAAACUUGCGGAUUUUGGCAUUCGGUGACUAGCGCGUGUCGUUCAGGCUGUCAGCGUGACACGCGCACAGAGACGAAGACGAGAAAGCGGACAUCGGUACUCUUACCGAGGUCGUGGCUCGACCAGCUCACCGCUCGCCAGGCGGAGCGACUUCCUUUCCCGGCACAUUCCAUAGAAAUGUUGUACGCAACGAUCAUUCAUUCACUCAUUCACGUUACGAUAAAAAGGAACAGAAGGAUUAAUAACGAUAAUAGUAUAAUAAUAAUGAUAAUAAUUAUGAUAAUGAUAAUAUAUAUAUACACAUGAUAAGUAUCUACUUACCCUGAUAGAGGCGUGCGCGCUCCGCGUUAAUGAGAUGCCGUAAACGAGACAUCGGUGCGAGUUAAACCAAAAGGCAGGGUUUAGGUAUUCUCCCUCUCUUUCCCGUGCGCGAGGAACUGUAAGAUGAAACACUGUCUAUCUGUCUGUCUGUCUGUCUGUCUGUCUGUCUGUCUGUCUGUCUGUCUGUCUGUCUGUUUGUCUGUCUGUUUGUCUGUCUGUCUGUCUGUCUCGUGAUUAUUUCGCGUGUCUCGCUUGGUCAUACGCACAGAAGAGUCUUCCGUCAGAGCGGAUCUCUCUGUUCACCGCAUUUCCGAGCCGCGAUCUUCCAUGCCGCGUCGGCGGGCGUUGAAGGAUGAUGAUGAAGAGUCGGGGCGGGGUGACGCCAAAGUCAUCGCACCGUUCGCGCGAAUAUCUCUACCGAGAAUCCUUAUUUUUAUACGACAGUUGCGUAAUAACGAAAGAGCAGGAGGCAAGAUGGAAGCCUGGAACCUUUCACUUUCGUUGGGACUCUACAGACAACGAAUGAUUAUAUUCGCUCAAUUGUUGGAUCUUAUAUAUCAUACAAAUUGUACAAUAUUGUAUAUAAUUAUAAACGUACUGCGUAUUGCGUAUGUAAUUAUAAUUAUAUACUUACUUAACAAUUAUUUUCUCUCUCACUUAGUUUUCACACAAAUAACUCAUCGUCGCGCGUCGCAUGCGACGAUCUUUUUCUCGAACAGGAUAAAACGGGGCGCACGGGGAUUUUAUUUAGAGACAUCCGAGAGAACCAUGCGAUCACUUCGACAGCGUUCACCCUGCGCGGUAGAGACACUCUCUCUCUUUCUCUCUCUCUCUCUCUCUCUCUCUCUCUCUCUCUCUCUCUGUCGAGAAACCAAAAUACUCCAUUAAACGUAGGGCGCGACGGCGGUGCGACUAAACGCGGCUGAGGAUCGAUAUUUUUUAGCGUAACUCGACUCGGGCGAGAAAGAGACGGGGAGAGAAUAUAAAUAUAUACAUAUAUAAAUAUAAAUAUAGAAUCGUGUAUCGCGUUGUUAACGACGAGGAGCACACAGAGUUGCCAAUUGAUACGGUAACGGCGAAGAGAGGGGAGAAAUGAUUGUGAUUUAUUUUGCAUCGAUAUGGGUGAAGUACGACGACGACGACGACGACGACGACGACGACUACUACUCUAAAUAAGCCGAAUACGCAUAUGUAUACAUUAUACAGAUUAUAUAUAUAUAUAUAUUGAUCGUUAUGUAAGGGAUCGCCGUGAAAUCCCACGGGCGGCGGCAAAGAGGACGCAUUUUCCUUUCCUCCUUUCCCGCCACCCGCCGGUGGAUUUCCCCGAGUGAAGUCUGUAAAUUUUCUUGUAUGUACCGCGAAUCUUCUUCUGUAAGUAAUUGAUGAUAGCUACCGAUAACGCAAACUGCGAGCGAGCGAUUCUGUUGGACGCGAGGCGCACGAACGUUCGAAUGUUUUGCCUGCUGAGCGAGCUGCUGCGCGAGUCCAUUCGUUUUUGCACUCGAAUCCUUUUUUUCAUUUUUUAUAUUUGCGCACCAUUCUUAUCUUCUUUCGAGAGAACAGUUGGAUCGAGCUUCGCUCGAGUUCUCCUCGGGGAGAAUCAAUUUUUCCACUCAUGUAUUUUUCCGUUUCUUUCCGUUUUUUUCAAUUUACAAGGAUAAGCCAGUUUCAAACUUCUCCGGGCGAUUAUGCGCGCGCUUAUCUCUCUCCUUCUCUCCUUCCUUUCUCAAGUCAAACCCUUCAUUUCACCCUCUUGUGGGCGUUCGAUUGAGUCGAGCCGCGCGUAACUGUCACUCUUAUAUUUAACAUUUCACCGUGUGUAUAUAAAAGUAUAUAUAUAUAUAUAACGCGAGCGCGUGAAGGCUCAGCGGCACGCGCGAGCGAUUCAUUGGCGGCGGUGGCGGCGGCGCGUGUACAUUUUCACGUGAAUCUAAGGUCACAGCCGGAAACUGAUGCGGCGUAAUAAUAUUGUAACAUUACAGCACCCGUGCCCGUGCAACAACGCGUUUACAUGCGCGGCUCGUCGAGCCGCCUGAGAGAGAAUUAAAGCUCAAGCCUCGGUUAGUUUAUUUAAAGCUGGACAAAGUCUCGCGCGCGCUGUAAACACGGCGCGAAGUUCAACCGCGCACGCGCGCGCGCGCGGUUCGAUCUCUCGAUGCGCCCGCGGGAGGAACGAUCGGUACCCUUCGCGACGAAGCCGGCGAGGCGCGUCGCUCUCUCUCUCUCAUCUUACGUCUCCACGACUUUGUUUAGUUCUUUAAAUAAAUUAUGCUCUCCACGUUGAGUGUUUACUUUUUAUUUCGCUAAUUUUUCUCAUACAGAGGGUGCACCAAUAAUUCUCCCCUAUCUCUCUCUCCGGCUUUCUCCUCUCCAAGCGUCAGUCAGUUGUUUCUCGUGUUUUCACUUUUUCCCUCAAUGUCUGAAACAUGACGAGUCCUCGAGGCGUACUGUCGAUCCUUUCGGAGAUAUUGGCGCACCCGGCGUAUACAAGUAGGAGCGAUACAACGCGCAGCGUAGGUAGACGUAAGGAAACUAGACGUAAAAGGAUAUUCUUAGCUAUCCCGCCAAUUUACGACACAGUAUUUAUCGGAUGUUUUUUCUAAGGAUCAAUGCGAAGAACGAAGAGGGUAGGAGAGGGGCGAGGAGAAGUGUUUUCUUUUUCGGACGUGAGUCUUUUCGACGUCGCGCGCACGCGAGUUUGUACGAGCGGAAAAAUUGAAGAGAAAAAAGAAAUAAAGUAAGUAAUAGCUGUAUCAUUCACUCGUCGACCGACAUGCUUAUAACCGCAAGGUUUCCCGUACUAAAUUAUUGUAAAAGCCGCUGUACCUAAGUCCACGGGUAUUCCAAAGCUUAUGUAACGAAGUUUAUGCUCGAGGGGUAGUUGAUAAAAAAAACGACCGUCGGAAGUCGGAUGUAGACCGACGUACACACACACACACACACACACACAUGUAUGUGUGUGUAUGUGUGUGUGUGUAUACGCGGGAACCCGACGAAGCAACAAAAAAGGGGGGAGGGAAGGAGAGACUAAAAACCUACGACGAAGACGAACGUUCUGGGCUCUCUCUUGAAUUGGUCCCUCUGGGAUCCGCGGGAGAGGGGGAGAGAGAGAGAGAGAGAGAGAGAGAGAGAGAGAGAGAGAGAGAGAGAGAAAUCCAGCCCAGAAUGCGAGCGUCACUUACCCACACCGUUACAAAUAUACGAUGGUAUUAUUAAUAAUAAUGAAUUUGUAGCAAAUCUGUACAGAGCCAAAUAAAUCAAAAAAAUUUCGUAA